Molecule: messenger RNA, 882 nt
Organism: Hibiscus syriacus
Lineage: Eukaryota; Viridiplantae; Streptophyta; Magnoliopsida; Malvales; Malvaceae
Exons: 3
Coding region: 215-817 (200 amino acids)
Source: RefSeq, a predicted model, not a curated record
UUUGUUUCUUUUUCUCUACAUGCUCUCCCUCUCCCUUCCAUGGUUCGGCCGAGAACCACAUAGAUUAAGAAUCAACACCGGCUACUGCACCCUAACACCACCAUCAGUGGUUGGGCUCUACCCUAAACUGAGAGAAAACCAAACACUCCAUAAACUAAGACCCAAAAUCCUAAUUUGGGGCUAAAGAUCUUGGUCGACACUCCCUAAAAACUACAUGCUCACCGACGCUACCCUGACUCUCCGGCGAGCUAGGCUCCGACAUGGUACCCAACCGACCAAAGCAUGGAGCAGGCAUGGAUGUUGCAGUUGGGUUGAUGUAGCUACAACCGGUUCACAGUCGGCAUUGAAUGCCUCGGAUAUUCAGGGAUUUAUAGUCUCAAAUUUUAGAUGCGGGGAUGUUACCAGUCAACAUCAAUGUAGUCAACCUGUGAUUGGUUCAAAGGUAGUGAUAGUAGACAAGUUCGUCCAGAAGAUGAACAGUCCAAUUUUGGCUCAAAUAGCAGUCGUCCCAAUCAUCAAGGAGGUGCUAAGUCCAAGGGAAUACUUCACCAUCAAUUUCUGCUGUGUGGUAAACUUGGACAUCUUGCUGAUAGAUGCUGGCACAUGUUUGAUCAAGGUUUCAAAAAUAUUGCUUCGCAAUGAUCUAAGGGAGGUUCUAGUGGGCAAGCUAAUGUAUUUCAGUUUACUAAUAAGUUUAAUGAUGUGCGUUAUAAUUCGUUUGUUAAACUUUCUACAGGGUCUGAUGCGGUUGAGGAACAUGAGACUGAGGACACUGCUCAGGUUAACUCUCUUAUUUCUAAGGGUGUUAUUUUUGUAGCUGAUUGGUGAUACCCAAACUCUGGGGCUACGCACCAUGUCAUGUAUGAGUAAGUUAACUCUUAU